This is a messenger RNA of Erinaceus europaeus (western European hedgehog), 1753 nucleotides long. RefSeq names its product dual oxidase maturation factor 1 (gene DUOXA1). The record is from RefSeq and is a predicted model, not a curated record. Gene Ontology annotation, cellular component: endoplasmic reticulum membrane. Gene Ontology annotation, biological process: protein transport. The transcript is spliced from 9 exons. Bases 431 to 1516 code for a protein of 361 amino acids. NCBI's taxonomy places the organism in Eukaryota, Metazoa, Chordata, Mammalia, Eulipotyphla, Erinaceidae.
CCCAGAGGGAGGGGGUUGAGGGGGCGGGGACUUGGGAAGGGAACUCCCUAAUUUUUCCCCUCACCGUCGUCGGAUCUGGUCUCUGAGAACAAGUGUAUUAUUGGCCAGUGUAGACCUGGCCAGGCUUCCAAGCAAGACAUCCAUCCUGGGAUCCUGUAAGAAUCUGUGAGAACUUCUCAUCCCCACCCCCAUCCCGGGGUUCCUGGGGGGAUUCUCACCGCCAGCCAGCCGCGCCCCAUAGGAUCCCAGAUUGCAUUGCAAGGGAGCCCCAGAGGAGAGGAAAAGCACGCUUUCGGUGGCUGAACCUCCGGACCAGGUGUGUCCUGUCCUCCACCCCCACUCUCCAAACGCGCAGAGAUUGGACCAGGCGAAGUAGAAGAAGUUCACCUGCCAGAAAUUCAACCAUCCUACUUGGUGAUCCAGAGAAUUCAUGCCUGAGGGACACUGCCAGCUUUGCAAAAGAGUACCCACCAAAAUGGCCGCCUUGGGAGACACGCUACCCUUCUACGCUGGUCCCAAGCCAACCUUCCCAGUGGACACUACGCUGGCUAUCAUCAUCAGCAUCUUUCUGACAGCGCUGGUCACCUUUAUCAUCAUCCUGCCUGGCAUUCGGGGCAAGAUGAGGCUGUUCUGGCUAUUGCGUGUGGUGACCAGCUUGUUCAUCGGGGCUGUGAUCUUGGCCGUAAACUUCUGUUCCGAGUGGUCUGUGGGCCAGGUGAGCACCAACAUGACGUACAAGGCCUUCAGUUCCAAGAGGAUCAGUGCUGACGUGGGGCUGCAGGUGGGGCUGGGAGGCGUCAACAUCACGCUCAUAGGGACCCCUGUGCGGCAGCUGAAUGAGACAAUCUAUUACAACGAGGCGUUCACCUGGCGCCUGGGCCAGAGCUAUGCUGAGGAGUACGCCAAGGCCCUGGAGAAGGGGCUGCCGGACCCCGUGCUCUACCUGGCUGAGAAGUUCACCCCAGACAGCCCUUGCGGGCUGCAUGGCCAGUACCGCCUGGCAGGCCACUACACCUCAGCCAUACUGUGGGUGGCUUUCAUCUGCUGGCUGCUGGCCAACGUGAUGCUGUCCAUGCCCGUGCUGGUGUAUGGGGGGCACAUGCUGCUGGCCACGGGCCUCUUCCAGCUCUUGGCACUGUUCUUCUUCUCCAUGGCCACGUCUCUCACCCCACCCUGCCCCCUGCACCUGGGCACCGAGACGCUGCACACUCACUGCGGGCCCGCCUUCUGGGUCACGCUGGCCACAGGACUGAUGUGUGUGCUGUUGGGCCUGGCCAUGGCAGUGGCCCACAGGACGCAGCCCCACAGGCUGAAAGCCUUCUUCAACCAGAGUGUUGGGGAGCACCCUGUGAUGGAGUGGAGUCCUGAAGAAGGGGGCCUCCUGAGUCCCCGGUACCGGCCCAAGGCUGAAAGUCCUGAGCCCCAGGACAUCCCACUGUCUGAGGCGGCCUCCGAAGCUGCCUCCGAGGCCUGCUGCAAGGAAGAAUGUCCCAAAGAGGCUGACCAUGCUCUCUGAGGCUCCCUUCCCCAGAGCAUCCGGACUCCCAGUCUGGCUCCAGACCUUGCUGGAGCCCUGUCGAACCAGGACUAUGUCCACAGGAUGGGCUGCACCAGACUGUAGCCCCAUCUGUACAUGUAGGAAAAGGAGGCAGUACUGGCGAUGUAAUGAAGACAAGACAAGGACUGGGGACAGAGCUCAGUGCUUCACAUGUGUGAGAUUCUGUGUUUAAUCCUGAUACCACACAUACAUGAC